AUGGAUGAUAACGAUAGAGCUAUUUCACGUUUGUUUAGGACGUUUAAAACAGUGAAAGAAAUGGUUAAAGAUAGAGGCUAUUAUAUAUCACAAGAAGAACUUGAUAUGACAUUAGAAGAAUUUCGAGCAAAAGUUUGUGAUUCAAUGGGUAAUCCACAAAGAAAAUUAAUGUGUUUCCAAGCAACACCAACAGGAGAACAAUUAGAUAAAUUUCCAGAAAUGGGUUCUUUAUGGGUAGAAUUUUGUGAUGAAGCAAGUGUUGGUAUAAAAACAAUGAGAAAUUUUUGUAUACAUAUAAGUGAAAAAAAUUUUUCAACUGGUAUUUUCAUAUAUCAAAAUAGUAUUACUCCAAGUGCAAAUAAAUUAAUUCCCACUGUACAACCAGCAAGUAUUGAAACAUUUCAAGAAAAUGAUUUAAUUGUUAAUAUAACUCAUCAUGAGUUAGUGCCAAAACAUAUCAAAUUAAGUAAAAUUGAAAAGAAAGAGUUAUUAGAAAGAUAUAGAUUAAAAGAAUCCCAACUACCAAGAAUUCAAAGAGAAGAUCCAGUUGCAAGAUAUUUAGGUUUAAAAAGAGGAGAAAUUGUUAAAAUUAUAAGAAGAUCUGAAACUUCUGGUAGAUAUGCAUCUUAUAGAAUUUGUUUAUAG
Molecule: messenger RNA, 645 nt
Organism: Lodderomyces jiufengensis
Lineage: Eukaryota; Fungi; Ascomycota; Pichiomycetes; Serinales; Debaryomycetaceae
Product: DNA-directed RNA polymerase core subunit
Exons: 2
Coding region: 1-645 (214 amino acids)
Biological process (GO): DNA-templated transcription
Cellular component (GO): RNA polymerase III complex; RNA polymerase II, core complex; RNA polymerase I complex
Molecular function (GO): DNA binding; DNA-directed RNA polymerase activity
Source: RefSeq, a predicted model, not a curated record